UCCUCCCUCCCUCUCCCUCUCUCUCGCCUCCCACCAAAGCAUUCCAUCCUUCUCUCUGCUCAACGGUCCAACCCACGCAUUCCGUUCCAUUCCAUUCCGUCCCUCUCCCUCUGCUCAACGGGGGCCUUUGGUCAUUGAAGUAGCGUCGUCACAACAGCCCUCUGCAAACCAGAGCAAUCAGCCUGUCACAGACAGAGAUGUCCGAGGAAUCAGCGGAUCAAAUCACCACUGUUGAAGACUCUGCUGAGAUCCAAUCCUUAUCGUUGGAUUCUGAAGAUGAAGGCGAAGCCGCUGCUUCAAGUGAUUUGAGAUCUGUGGCCACGUUGACACUAGAAGAGAAAUUCAAGAUCGUAAGGAGUGUUGGAGAAGAGUGCAUCCAAGAAGAUGAGUUGCUGAAUCUUCUUGCGACGAAGAAGAACCCGAUCUGCUAUGACGGAUUCGAACCCUCUGGUAGAAUGCACAUUGCCCAGGGUGUUAUGAAGGCGAUAAAUGUGAACAAACUGACAUCUGCAGGAUGCAAAAUGAAGUUCUGGGUUGCAGAUUGGUUUGCACAGCUGAACAAUAAAAUGGGUGGUGAUUUGAAAAAAAUCCAAACUGUCGGUCGUUAUCUGAUCGAGAUUUGGAAAGCUGUGGGAAUGAACCUUGAUGGAGUUGAGUUUUUGUGGUCUUCGGAAGAAAUUAACAAGAAUGCCAGUGUGUAUUGGCCUCUUGUAAUGGAUAUUGCUCGAAGGAACAAGCUUCCAAGGAUAAUAAGGUGUUGUCAGAUCAUGGGCCGGAGUGAGCAUGAUGAAUUGACGGCGGCACAGAUUCUCUACCCAUGCAUGCAAUGUGCUGACAUAUUUUUUCUGAAGGCUGACAUUUGCCAGUUGGGCAUGGAUCAGCGUAAAGUGAAUGUACUGGCAAGAGAGUACUGUGACGACAUCAAAAGGAAGAAGAAGCCUAUCAUCUUGUCACAUCACAUGCUGCCUGGCCUACAGCAAGGGCAGGAGAAGAUGUCAAAAAGUGACCCAUCGUCUUCUAUCUUCAUGGAGGAUGAUGAGGCUGAAGUGAAUGUGAAGAUAAAGAAAGCAUACUGCCCUCCAAAGAUUGUGGAAGGAAAUCCAUGUUUGGAAUACAUCCAGUACAUCGUUUUGCCGUGGUUUGGAAAGUUUGAGGUAGAACGUGAUGAAAAGAAUGGUGGGAACAAGACAUUCACCAGCAUUGAGGAACUAAUAGGUGAUUAUGAAAGUGAAGAUUUACAUCCAGCAGAUGUCAAGCCUGCACUUUCAAAGGCAUUAAAUAAGAUUUUGGAGCCAGUACGAGAACACUUCAAAAACAAUACUGAAGCUGGCAAUCUAUUGAGAACCGUGAAGGGUUACAGGGUUACCAAGUGAUUUGUAAGAGGCUAAUUUAUUCAGACAUGUUGCUCUCCUCAGAAGCCAAUUACAGUAGAAUGUUGGCAGAGAUAUUUCAUAACUAGAGAAAUAGAUUCCAUAUUUUCUAUCAAUUAUAAUUUUCUGAAUAGAUGAAGGCUAUGCACCCUAUAUACUUGGGUCAGAAGCCAAUUAUAGUAAAGAAUGUCAGCAGAUUAUAUUUCAGAACCACAGAGAAAUUAAUGCCAUAUUUUCUAUCA
Molecule: messenger RNA, 1612 nt
Organism: Magnolia sinica
Lineage: Eukaryota; Viridiplantae; Streptophyta; Magnoliopsida; Magnoliales; Magnoliaceae
Product: tyrosine--tRNA ligase 1, cytoplasmic-like
Exons: 11
Coding region: 198-1373 (391 amino acids)
Biological process (GO): tRNA aminoacylation for protein translation
Molecular function (GO): tyrosine-tRNA ligase activity; ATP binding
Source: RefSeq, a predicted model, not a curated record